This is a messenger RNA of Protobothrops mucrosquamatus (brown spotted pit viper), 680 nucleotides long. Its product is annotated as DDB1- and CUL4-associated factor 13. Bases 30 to 395 code for a protein of 121 amino acids. The record is from RefSeq and is a predicted model, not a curated record. Gene Ontology annotation, biological process: maturation of SSU-rRNA from tricistronic rRNA transcript (SSU-rRNA, 5.8S rRNA, LSU-rRNA). The transcript has 3 exons. Gene Ontology annotation, cellular component: nucleolus; small-subunit processome. Gene Ontology annotation, molecular function: protein binding. Lineage: Eukaryota; Metazoa; Chordata; Lepidosauria; Squamata; Viperidae.
UUCUUAGAGAGGUCUAUCAUACAAAGAGAAUGCAACAUGUCAUCACUGUCAAAUGGACAUCAGACAAUAAGUACAUUUUGUGUGGCUCUGAUGAAAUGAACAUUCGUUUGUGGAAAGCAAAUGCUUCUGAAAAGCUGGGUGUGCUUGCUCCUCGAGAGAGAGCUGCUAUUAACUAUAAUCAGAAACUGAAAGAAAAAUUCCAGCAUCAUCCCCAAAUCAGACGUAUAAAUCGCCAUCGUCACUUACCAAAGAUGAUCUAUAGUCAAGCCAAAGAGCUACGCAUCAUGAAAGAAGCUCGUCGGCGAAAGGAACUGAACCGUCGUAAACAUAGCAAGCCUGGAUCUAUACCACUUGUGUCAGAAAAGCAGAAACACAUUAUGGCUGUAGUAAAAUAAUCAUAUAUAAAAUUACCAGGGGUACUGAAUUUCUAUGGAUAUCAUUUAUAUGUGAGAUAUAUUUCUUUGUUACAAGAUAUAAUGCAAAACUGCAUUUUGAUAUUAUGAAAACAAUAAAUUGAAACUGUAGUUGCUAUAGUGUGGCUAAUUGUGGUAUCUUUAUAGUAUUUAUUUUGCUGCAUGGCUUGUAAAGAGCGAGAGUGAAAGUAUCUUGAAAAGUACAUGGAAAUAAUGCAUACUAAAGGAUAUGGAACUAACUCAGAAUAUUGCAAUACGUUUUCCAAA